ACUCAUAAGUCACGACCGAUAGCUGCUCAUGCUCCGCUGCGACCGGUUCUUCUCGAGCACACGCCUCGUCGACAAUCAGACUCUUCAAAUCAGCUGCAAAUAUAUCAACAACAAGUUAUCUAGUCCACUUUACGCAUCUUGCAAUUGCAAUCAAGGAAGCGGCCUUGCAAGUCUGCGACGCAGCUCGAGCAGCUGUUAUAGCUCAAGACAGGUCCCUGCGGCCAUUGCGGAAGUUAAUGUCCGCUCGGUGCGCAGCCUCAGCCGCUGGCGAUGGCAGGACCUCGCUCAGGUGGCCUUCCUGCUAGCGGCAUCGUUCUAUGAGGACGGCGAAUCAUGGCAGCUCGAGAGCCCCCCGGUCCCGGCGACAAGUAGCACCGCAGUAAGCCAGGAUGUAACAGAACUGUUGCCUGCAUCGACUGAUGCCAGGCAGUCGGCAAGCGGCGCCGGCCGUAGCAGCAGGAACAGCAGCAGCAGCAGGGCAAGCAGCAGUGGCAGUGGAGCAAUCAACCGGCCACUGUCAGGAGCUGCUCUGCUGUUCGGUGCGUCCUCGCUCCUGGCCAUCUUGAUCCAGCACGCCACAUAUGGUGCGCGCCACGUCACGCUGCUUGCGGAGUUGCAGGAGUCCGGCGAGGUGAUUGGCUGCUGCGGGCUGACGUUCGAUGCUGCUCCAGCCGACGUCGUGGAGGCCACCGGCGCGCCACAGGGCUGCGAGUAUGCGCUGCUCACGGGCUUAGCAGUUGCGCCGCCGCAGCGCCGCCGUGGUGUCGCAUCGGCACUGCUGCAGGCGGCAGAGCAGGAGGCGCGGCGGGGCCCUGGCCAGGCACGGCGGGGCCCUGGCCCGGCACGGCGCCGGCUGCCGGCACUUCUGGCAUUGCUGGUUUCCAAACUCAACGCCGCGGGAAGGAGGCUGUACGAGCGGAACUUGUACGAGGAGGCAGAAGACUGGGUGGACACGCGGUGGGAGCUGGACGCAGAGAAGGGCCGUGUUGGGAAGCCCCGGCGGCUGCUCCUCUUUCGCCGAUUGACACAAUAGCUGGUUAGGUUGUGGCAUACGCAAGCCAGAGCAACGAUGGCGAUGUUGGUAGCAGGACGGACUCUUGUGUGUGUGGUGUGUGUGUGGUGUGUGGUGUUGCAGGCUGUAUGCGCGGAACAUUUUUUCAGUGUGAGCGAGAUUUGAGAGCGACGGUGUGCUGCAAUGAUGAGUUGGCGCUCUCAGAGGAGCCCGGGUCACAUUGUUGCGGACGGAGGCAUGGAUGGGGGUUCCUGGAGGCCUUAGCGAUGGUGGAGGGGCAACCUUUUGGCCUGACUAGAA
Messenger RNA from Chlamydomonas reinhardtii, 1312 nucleotides. RefSeq lists its product as uncharacterized. Bases 29 to 1033 code for a protein of 334 amino acids. The transcript has 5 exons. NCBI's taxonomy places the organism in Eukaryota, Viridiplantae, Chlorophyta, Chlorophyceae, Chlamydomonadales, Chlamydomonadaceae. The record is from RefSeq and is a predicted model, not a curated record. Gene Ontology annotation, molecular function: acyltransferase activity, transferring groups other than amino-acyl groups.